AUGUCCCUGCCUAGCCGAUAUUUGGCGCUGUUAGCUCUCCUUUCACUACUUUCAUUCUUCAAUAUAGGGGCAUGUGCCGCAGAUGUUUCGUCACCUAUAAAUCAUGGGUCUGAAAAUGGUGCAAGGGGUAAUCAUUUUGAGCACGCGUCCAUGAAAGACGAUGCCCAUAAUGCGCAUACGCACCAGCAGAUGGGCACGGACGGAGAUCACUCGUAUACCUGCCAGGCCAUUUUUCCCAGCAGCAGUUCACCGACAUUCCCUACCUUGAACGCUGGUGCCAAGACGCAGGCGCUCAUUGCCUUCCACAACUAUGAUCCCUCUAACACCGUUCACAUUCUUCUCGCCUCCGGUAAUCUUAUAUUUAGGAAUCAGGAUAGAGUGCUUCAGAACUUCUCGGUGGUGCGCAACGCACGUGUUGUGAGGCCUGGUGAAACGGUCACCGUGGACUACCGCUUCACACCCAGUCCUGGGUUGGAUCCAGGUAUGUACUCCGUCUUCCUUGGCCUCCAUUGUAUGGACACCACCACAAACCGCACCUUCCUUGCCACCGCCUUCAGAGGUGAAGUCCUGAUCGGCGACACCCUCAACUCAGACGCGCGCACUAUCCUCACAUACUUCACACUUAUCGCGAUUAUAUUAGUGAUGGUGUACGGUAUCUGCGCGCGCCUCGGCCUCAUCCGUAAAAUUGUAGCUCUAUGGCGAAGUCGCAAGCAGCAUGCUCAGCCGCGCGUGCACACGGAAACGGGAACUGUAGACAACAACUAUGACCCGGAAUACAUCUCAGCAGAGCAUCUCCGUUAUCGUGACGCGAUGCUGAAGCGUCACAAUUCUCCUGCGAGCGCACGCAAGAAAAAUUAA
Molecule: messenger RNA, 858 nt
Organism: Phytomonas sp. EM1
Lineage: Eukaryota; Euglenozoa; Kinetoplastea; Trypanosomatida; Trypanosomatidae
Source: the annotation of a GenBank genome assembly